GAGGCAUCAUGGUGCUGGGAGGGAGGUCAAGGAUGGUCCAUGUGAUGGGGGAUGCUGGCUGCUGGCUCCUGCUCGGGCUCUCCCUCCUCCCCAUCGCCGCCCUGGGCUCCCAGGAGGAUGGGAAGGUGAUCCACAUCCAGAGGCUGCAGCCCCAGGCGGUCCGUGUGGGGCUGGGGGAGCCCGUGGCCCUGCCCUGCCUCUUCCACCUCCGUCCCUCCACCUCGCUGGGCCCCAACGAGCCCCCCGACCCCCCCCGCCUCAAAUGGAGCAAGGUGCGCUCGGCCAGCGGCCAGCGGGAGGAUGUCCCCAUCCUGGUGGCCAAGGACAAGGCGGUGAAGGUGGUGAAAGCCUACGAGGGGCGGGUGGCCCUGCCCGGCUACCCCCUUGACCGCUCCAACGCCACCCUGGUGCUGCGCGCCGCCCGCGCCAGCGACGCCGGCUUGUACCGCUGCCAGGUGGUGGCUGGCAUCGAGGAUGAGCAGGACCUGGUGCCACUGGAGGUGAUGGGCGUCGUCUUCCACUACCGCCCAGGGGGGCAGCGCUACGCCCUGAGCUUCGCCGCCGCCCGCCGAGCCUGCCGGGACAACUCUGCUGUGGUGGCCUCCCCCCAGCACCUCCAGGUGGCCUUCGAGGACGGCUACGACAACUGCGACGCGGGCUGGCUGGCCGACCGGACCGUGCGGUACCCCAUCACGCUGUCCCGGCCCGGGUGUUACGGAGACCGCAACAGCCUCCCCGGCAUCCGCAGCUACGGCCGGAGGGAGCCGGGGGAGGAGUAUGAUGUGUACUGCUAUGCCCCAGAGCUGCGAGGGACGGUGUUUUACGCGGCGGUGCCGGGGCGGUUCACCUGGCAGGAGGCGCGGCGGCACUGCCGGAGCCGGGGGGCUUCCCUGGCCACCACGGGGCAGCUCCACCUGGCCUGGCACCAGGGCCUGGACCGGUGUGACCCGGGCUGGCUGGCGGAUGGCAGCGUCCGAUAUCCCAUCACGCUCCCGCGCAGGAAAUGCGGUGGUGACGCCUCCGGCGUCCGGACCCUCUACCAGUUCCCCAACCGCACCGGGUUCCCACCCCCCACCUCCAAAUUCGAUGCCUACUGCUAUAAAGCACAAGCAGCCGCAGGGCAGAAGGAGCCAGAGGAGCUGGUGCCAUCCACCGACCCACCAAGCAGUGACAACGUGCUGGUGGAGCACAUCGAGGACCUGGGCACGUCGGGAGACACCCGGGACACCCUCCUGCCACAGCCAGGGCCCACAGGGCUGGGUGAGGACAAGGUCAAGGACGAGCAGUUGCAGUUGACCAGCAGCAGCCCAGCAGCACAGCGUGGGGACCUCCCCGGGGCUGCACCAUCACAGGCACUGGUGGCUCAUGGCCUGGGUGAUGGCACAUCACUGCCACCCACCACGGCCUCCUCGCUGGUGUGGCCCCAUGAGGAUGAAGCUCUCAACCUGGUGGACCAGGCACUGGGGAUCUCUUGGCAGGAUCCUGCCAGCACCAGCCCAGCACUGCGGGUCCAAGAAGCCUCUGGCCACCUGGAGACCCUGGCCACCCUCCUGCCACAGUCCCAAAGCCUAACCCAGGAGCAUGUCACCAGCUCACCAUCUGGGCUGGGGAUGCCCCCUGACAUGGCAGCAGAGACCCCCAGCACCCCUCCUGCCAGCUCCCACACCCCAAGGAGGAGCAGCUACGCUGGGCUGAACGGGCGCUACUUCCAGCUGCAACAGCAGAGCCAGGACCCCACCACAGUGACCGGGGACCCCACGGUGGCUGGGGACCCCAUGGUGGCCGGGGACCCACUGGGAACAGUCACCCAGACUCCCAUCCUGGCCCUGGAGGUGAAGGGGGCUGCAGCCAAUCUGGUGGAGAUGUGGAAUGUCCCUCGUGCCAGCACCAAGAGCCCCCAGGGAGGUGGCACCUACUCACCCUCCAACGUAGUGGAGGAGGAGAUCAGCCCUGAGCUGAUGGCACCAGCCACCACCCCGAUGUCCCCCUCGUCACAGGCGCUGGCCCAGAGGGAUUCACCACAGUGGAGCCCCCACACAGCCCCCCACAAUCCCGGGGGUCCCACACAGACACCCCCUCCACCAUCCCCCUCCCUGCCUGCCUCCAGCAUUCCCCACCAGGAUGUCACCACGGUCAGGGCUCAGCCCCGUGCCCCCAGUGCCCGUGGGGAUUCUCCCCGGCCACCUGUGGAUGCCGUGGAGGACUUCUCUGGGGACGCCCCCUCCCAGGAGGACAGGGGCUCUGUCCCAGCACGGCUCCCACUGCCCCCAGCCCCGCUGGUGGCUGAGGUUCCUGAGAUGGCCCCACAGCCCCGUGGUGACGGCAGUGAUGGCAGUGGGGCCCUGGGUGAGGGCUCGCUGGAGAGGCAGAGGAAAGCCGUGAUGUUCUUCCACCCACCCAGCCCCUCUGUGGGGCACCCUGUCACCCCCAGCCCCACUGAGGGGGCUACUCCCCAGUCCCCGGGGCAGCUGAGCCCCACAGCUCCCCAUGGGCCAGCUGAGCCCCUGGCUGGGUAUGGGGGUGCUGGGAAUGGCUCAGCUGAGCUGAGCAGCAGAGCAGCCGUGUCCCCCCCAGCACAGGAUGUCCCCUCACCUUCUCCUCCCCCCAUGGCUGGGGAAGUGGCCCCGUGGGCUGGCACUGAGCAGCCUGUGGAGGCUGAUGUGCUGGAGCCAGCGGCUGAGGAGGGGUCCACAGGCUUUGUCUCCAUGGCCCCAGCACCCACCAGCCAUGCUGCAGAGGAGCUGGGGGGAGCUGAGCAUCUCCCCCCAGCCCCCCUGGCCACUCAGCAGCAGCCCCCCGCAAGCCCCAGCCCCUCAGCUGCCUCCAGCCACCAGGAUGCCCCACCAGCCCCCAGCGAGGAGGACACCCCUGGAGAGGGAAGGAGGGACGAGCCCCCUGCACCCCCAAGCUCAGCCACGUACAGCCCCCCACUGUCCCCUACUGCCCCCCACCCAGGGGUGCUAGAGGGGCAAGAGUCCCCGAGUGCAGAGCCACUCUUUGAGCCCUCCAUGAUGGCAGAGCCGGGGGGCCCAGGGGGGUCCCACCUGCUGGAUGCCAACAGUGGGAGCGGCGAGGAGCUGGAGGAGCCCGAGCUGGUGGCCUGGAUGGACACUGGCAAUGCCAGCCAGCACGCUCCAGCCGACCCUUGCCAGAACAACCCCUGCCUGCACGGCGGGACCUGCCGCGCCAACGGCACCGUCUGUGGCUGCAGCUGCACCCCGGGCUUCACCGGGGAGAACUGCGAGAUCGACAUCGACGACUGCCUGUCCAGCCCCUGCCAGAACGGUGGUACCUGCAUUGACGAGGUCAACUCCUUUGUCUGCCUCUGCCUGCCCAGCUACGGGGGCAGCCGCUGCGAGAAAGACACAGAGGGCUGUGACCACAACUGGCACAAGUUCCAGGGUCACUGUUACCGGUACUUCUCCCGCCGGCGCUCCUGGGAGGAUGCGGAGCGGGACUGUCGCCGCCGUGCCGGCCACCUCACCAGCAUCCACUCGCCAGAGGAGCACAGCUUCAUCAACGGUUUCGGGCAUGAAAACACCUGGAUCGGGCUCAACGACAGGAUCGUGGAGCAGGAUUUCCAGUGGACCGACAACACCGGCUUGCAAUACGAGAACUGGCGGGAGAACCAACCCGACAACUUCUUUGCGGGCGGUGAGGACUGUGUGGUGCUGGUGUCCCACGAGAUCGGCAAGUGGAACGAUGUGCCCUGCAACUACAACCUGCCCUACAUCUGCAAGAAAGGCACAGUGCUGUGCGGGCCCCCCCCGGAGGUGCCGAAUGCUUUCACGGUGGGGAAGAAGAAGGAGAAGUACAACAUCCACUCCAGCGUGCGCUACCAGUGCGAGGAGGGCUUCACCCAGCGCCACGUGCCCACCAUCAAGUGCCACAGCACCGGCAAGUGGGACCGGCCCAAAAUCCUCUGCACAAAACCCAGGCGGUCGCACCGAGCGCGGCGUCACCACCGGCACCGGCACGGCCACCCCCACCACCAGCACCACCACCGCAAACCCCGCAAGGAGCGGCGAAAACACCGCGACCGCCUCCGGCUGGACUGGAUGGAGGAGGGGCACUACUUCUAGAGCCUCGGGAUGAGGAAGCACAAAGGUCCCCGA
Molecule: messenger RNA, 4115 nt
Organism: Apus apus (common swift)
Lineage: Eukaryota; Metazoa; Chordata; Aves; Apodiformes; Apodidae
Gene: NCAN
Product: neurocan
Exons: 15
Coding region: 9-4082 (1357 amino acids)
Biological process (GO): cell adhesion
Molecular function (GO): hyaluronic acid binding; calcium ion binding
Source: RefSeq, a predicted model, not a curated record